Molecule: messenger RNA, 1576 nt
Organism: Python bivittatus (Burmese python)
Lineage: Eukaryota; Metazoa; Chordata; Lepidosauria; Squamata; Pythonidae
Source: RefSeq, a predicted model, not a curated record
AUAAGUAAAUGUGCCAUUCUGCUCUUUGAUACAGCCUGGAGUGCUUCUGCACAAGUCGGUCUUUAAGCCUUUGGGAGAGGUUAACUGUUCAUCCUUAAAGUGAAGCAGCAGACUCUUUGGAGAAGAAGACAGGCAAGAGGAGAAGGCUCAUUCCCCUGUGUACUAAGACAACAGAUGACCACAGUGAUUUAAAGAGCCUGCACAUCCAGGAAAUACCUUCUGAUCCUUCUUCAUUACUGUGGCUCUCAGAAAUUCAGCUGGAAGAAAAUUGCUGUUCCAAGACGGUGACUUGAUCUCUGAAUCAUCUUCCACAGAGGUUCUCACGGGAAGCAACUGAUCUUAACGUUUGGCAGAUGGCAUAUUUCCAAAAGUUACCUUUCACUUUCCUACUCUUGAUUGUUUUAAGUGACAUUCAAGCAGAGGGUGAUUGUUUAUCAUGUUCAAAACACAACAUUACAGAAGUUGGAAAAGGCAUUAUCACUGAAUGCAAGAAUAAUGCACCCAUUGAAAAAAUGGAAAUGACAUUCUACUCCAGCAGUAGAAACCUGAGUUAUUCCACAGAUGUCCUCCACAAACAGAACAGAAAGUUGACUCUUGGUGAAGUAACACUGAAAAUUCAGGAUUCUAUGGCUUUUCUGAUUAUUAACCAAGUAAAGAUAUCACAUGAAGGAAACUAUACAUUGACAUAUGUAACUGAAGACUGUAUGGGUGAACUGACUAUAUUUCUAGAGGUGUUUGCACCAUAUACAAGCCCUCAAGUCAUAAAGCGGAAUGACACUCUUGUUUGUACAGCAUCUGGAGGUUACCCAGAGGAGAAGCUGUAUUGGGUUUCUAAGGCUGGAAAUAAUCUGACUCAUAAUUCAACAUUUGAGUCUGUGAAAAAUGAGGAUGGGCCAUUCAGUCUAAGCAAUACCCUUCAACUGGAUUCUGCUCUCUCUGAAACUGAAUAUUGCUGUACUUUCAACAGCACAAGAGUUCCCAGCAAACAAUCAGCCUCUACAUGUAUGACACCUGAAAGUGUUAGAACUUUCAUGAUUAUAGCAGAAAAGACCACACCGAUAACAGCAUUCAUUGUGUGUGCUAUUAUUUUGUCGCUUUCCAUUUUACUGGUUGUAGUUUUGUACAGAAGAAGGAAGAAAGGUGCAUCUUCUGCAAAGUGCAAGAAUUUCAUUCUGCAAACAUAUUCAUCAGAAAAGGGAGUUUUCUCUGCUUUCUUCCAACUCAAGGAAGAAUUUCCAUUGUAGUUGGAAGAAUAGACUUGCUUAUCCAGCUUAAUAAAAGGUAUGGUCUUCAGGCAUUGGACAAGAUUUAAAUUUUGUUUGCUUUAAGUAUUUUAAACUCUGCAUACUCUUCCAAUCCAGCAUCAGAUAAGUAACAUGAUCUAAAUUGAAGCUUGCCUUGGAGAAGUCAGAUGCUCUCAAAUUCACGUCCUUUUCUGAAAACUAUGGGCAAAUAAGACCUACAAAUGUAAAUAACAAUGAAGAGAUUGAAAAUUUUAAGAAGAGUUGCAAUUGUUAUCAACCGGAUACAGAUUAAAAAAAUGUGGACUACAAGAAUUAAAUGUCAUUAUCAUGAA